Messenger RNA from Etheostoma cragini (Arkansas darter), 2103 nucleotides. Its product is annotated as piggyBac transposable element-derived protein 4. The transcript is spliced from 4 exons. Lineage: Eukaryota; Metazoa; Chordata; Actinopteri; Perciformes; Percidae. Bases 48 to 1928 code for a protein of 626 amino acids. The record is from RefSeq and is a predicted model, not a curated record.
CGCGAGACCUUGAUUUGUUGAGUUAUUGAGCGUUUUGCCUCGUGAGCAUGUUCGGGGUGAAGAGCAAAAUAACAGCGGAGCAGGCAGCUGCUUUAUUACUAGAACUAACACAGGAAGACGAGUUGUCCUCUUUGGACAGCGAGGACUCGGUGGACUCGGUGGACUCUGAAGCUGAGGAGGAUUUCCCCGAUGGAUGGGACCCUGAUCCUGAACUAGAGCCAGUGGAGUCUGACUCAGAUUGGCAGCCGGAGGCAAAGAGGCCCAGGCAGACCCCGAGGUCUCCUGUUGUUGAAGGGGAAGCGGAGGAAGAACUGGAAUUCCAACCCUCUACCUCCACACCGCCUGCAAGACGGGGGAGGGGGAGAGCAGGAGGAAGAAGGAGCACGCCAGAGCAGAGUUCUGCACCUGGAGGUGCGUGGCAGGGCACGGAUGUGGAGGACAUCACUCCUAGACAGCCGAUAUUCCGCCCAGCAUGCAGACCCGGUAACCAGCUCGCGGGCGGUCUACAAUACUCGGUUUUACAAUUAUUUCAGUUAUUUAUGUCAAAGGAAAUACUUAAAGGCCUUUUGAAUAAUUCAAACAAGUUCGGAGAAGCCGACCACCCACAAACCUUUGAGAAGAUCACGAUGCCCGACAUGAUGUCUUACCUGGCCAUGGUUAUCUACAUGGGAUUAAUCACGACCCCGACCCUUAACGACUAUUGGAGAAGGUCGGAGCUUUACACCUUUUCUUUCCCAUCGAGUGUGAUGUCAGGGCGCAGGUUCAAAGCCGUCUCGCGCGCCCUCCACAUCAGUGACCCCGACGACGACGACGCCAACGACCUGAAGAGAGGCACCGCCGGGUACGACCGGCUUUGCAAAAUUAAGCCGAUGUACGAUGACAUUAAGAAGGCGUGCAUGGCAAACUACCACCCCCGCCAGUGUGUCGCCAUUGACGAGAGGAUGGUGGCAUCCAAAGCCCGCAAUGGCCUCCGCCAGUACAUGAAGAACAAGCCUGUGAAGUGGGGCUAUAAGCUGUUUGUGCUGGCGGACUCCACCAGCGGGUACACCUGGGACUUCUUCGUGUACGAAGGAAAACGGUCGCCGAGAGUGAAGGGGCUCAGCUACGAUACCGUGAUGCGGCUCAUAAACACACCGGUGAUGGGUACCGGGUAUAAGUUAUUUGUGGAUAACUUUCACACCAGCCCGGAGCUCUUUCGGGACCUGCUGCAGAAGAAGAUCUGGGCCUGUGGUACCAUCCGCCACCACCAAAGUGGGUUCCCCAGAGACCGGCCAGGCGGGCUUGACAGGCGGGCUCCCCGGGGCGCCAUCCGCUGGAUCCGCGAGGGGCCCGUGGUGUUCAUUCAGUGGAGGGACACCAGAGAUGUGCUGAUGUGCUCCACAAUCCAUGCAGCACAUGGAGAGGACACGGUCCAGAGAAGGAUCAAGGGGGCAGAUGGACAGUGGUCUGUGCAGGAUCUCUCCAUCCCACCAGCCAUCAAGGACUACAACAAGUACAUGGGGGGCGUGGACCUGUCCGAUGCCCUGAUUGGCUACUACACCAUCCUACACAAGACCAAGAAGUGGUACCGGUCUUUCCUGUUCCACUUCAUAGACAUCGCCGUCGUCAACGCCUUCAUCUUGUAUAAGGAGCUGGCCACCGCAAGGAAGGAGAAGGUGAUGUCGCAGAAGAGCUUUCGCGAGACCCUGGUGAUGGAGCUGAAAGCGGUCGGGUCUACCUCCACAGCCCCUCCAAUGCCCCCCCGUCCUGCCCCCCCAGGGGCCUCACACAAACCUGUUCAUUUUUGCAAGGAUGGGAACUCAGGUCGGAGGAGGUGUGUCCACUGCUGCCUGAAGACCACCGUGAAAUGCUCCUCCUGUGACGUGUGUCUGUGCUUCGUGAUUACCAGGGACUGUUUUAAUGCGUGGCACACCCUGAACAAGUUGUAAAGACUUCUUUCUCUAUAUUUUUGUUAUUUUUAUAUAUUUAUGUAAAUAGUUUUUGUCAUUCAGCGGUGUGUUUGCAUCAGCUGUUGGGUUUCUCAACAAACUAUAGGUCAUCCGCCCCCCCCGCCCAUGUCCCAGCACAUACUUUUUCAUUUUCUUUGAAGUAUAGUGUACAUUA